Spodoptera frugiperda (fall armyworm) is the source of this 2862-nucleotide messenger RNA. RefSeq names its product transcription factor SOX-21 (gene Sox21b). Gene Ontology annotation, molecular function: DNA-binding transcription factor activity, RNA polymerase II-specific; RNA polymerase II cis-regulatory region sequence-specific DNA binding. The record is from RefSeq and is a predicted model, not a curated record. Lineage: Eukaryota; Metazoa; Arthropoda; Insecta; Lepidoptera; Noctuidae. The transcript has 5 exons. The coding region runs from base 292 to 1341 and encodes 349 amino acids. Gene Ontology annotation, biological process: cell differentiation; anatomical structure morphogenesis; regulation of DNA-templated transcription.
CAGUCGCGGCGCGCGAUUGUCGAUUGUCGCCAUUGUGUCGAGCGAGCGACGGACGCGCGGAGCUCGCGCUCGUUUGAUUUGCAACACGCGAUACGAUAACGCAAACCGAGUUAAUCGAUCGUGUAAUAACAGUUACGUAUACAAUGAUAACAGUUGUUUAUAAUUACUGAUAAUUUGUUUGUUUUUCGUAUUGAGAUUUUGUGUGUGUAGUGCCGGCGGGACUUUUUUGAAACGUGAUUGAAAGGCUUCAUCGUGGAUCUGGAGUUACACCAACGUGCCAGCGGGCACUUUAUGAGUGCCGCUGGUGCGAUGUGCGACCGAACUGGCUUCGGGUCAUCCAUGGGACACUUCCCCAUGGGCCCCAUGUCCGCCAUGGGUGCCAUAGGGACUAUGAGCUCCAUAUCAGCGAUGAAUGGGCCCCAGCAGAAGAAAGUUCAGGAGGAACAUAUCAAAAGACCUAUGAACGCCUUCAUGGUGUGGUCCAGGCUACAGAGGCGGAAGAUCGCACAGGAUAACCCGAAGAUGCAUAAUUCGGAGAUUUCUAAGAGAUUAGGUGCCGAAUGGAAGCUUCUGUCAGAAGACGAGAAGCGGCCCUUCAUUGACGAAGCGAAGCGCAUCAGAGCCAUGCACAUGAAGGAGCAUCCUGACUACAAGUACCGGCCGAGGAGGAAGCCCAAGACUCUGAGGAAGGAGGGGUAUCCUUACUCCAUACCCUAUCCUAGUGUGCCCAUGGAUGCCCUGAGAGCUGGUAUGGCAGGCGGUGGCAUGGGCCAAGCCAUGGGAGGGUACUAUGGAGCAGCGUACGGUCCGCUCGGAGCCAGCAUGGCGGCGGCUGCGGCUGCAGCAGCUCAGCAAAAUGCUAUCAGUGCUGCUUUAACGCCUAACCCACAGGUUGGCUCAUCAAUGGACAUGUCGAAGUACUCGAUAGAAGCGGAAAAAUACCGCAGCUACGGUAUGUACCCAGACCCCUCUCGAGGAUACCUGGACUCCGCAGCCCUGUCCAAGGCAUACAUGUACAUGGACCAGCAGCAACAACGCUCCUACCCUGUCGACAUCAGUAAGAUGUACUCCGAAGCAUCAGCAGCCGCUAUGGCAGGACUGAGCUCCGUCAACUCAGCUCCAUCCAGUCUCUCCCCAAGGUCCCCCACUGAUUCCCCAGACAUGACUCCCAAAGCCCAAGACAGGACUGAAGGCUCCUCAUCAUCAGGGUCAAACCCCUCUCCCUCUCUCCCGUACUACCAAGGAUCCUCAAGUAUCCUCAUGCCACAAUACCCUGGACAGUACCCCCAAAGCACCCAAGGGGGUCCAGAGUUCCGACGACCCCUCACAGUCAUAUUUUGACCUGAAACCUAGUUUGUUGUUGUUGAUUUUUAUUUAUUUGUUUAUUUUUAUAGUUUUCGAACGACUGCGUUUUUUACGUUAGUUCUCUAUCGAAUUUUAGGGAUGUGUGUGUAGGUGUUUUUUUAUUAAAUUGAAAUUGACGUUUUUCGUCUUUAUAUUACUGGUACGAUUCCAGGUGAAUUGUCAAAAUUAUAUGAAAAAAUAUUAUUUCUAUUUGAAAGAUUCGAUUUAUUUUAUAACAAUGCGAAGUUUAAAGACUAAAUUGUUCUGUCUGAAUUUUUGGUCAUUUAAAACCAGUGUUGGACUUUAAUUUUUUUUAUUUCGUACUCCCAAAGUUCCUUCUUAAUUUCUUCGGAAAUAGAUUAAAAUUAUUAGAUAUUAUUAUGUGUAUAGGUAUGUGAGCCUACUUGUACAUUGUGAAUAUAGUUAGUUGUCAAAUAAGAUCUGUCUCUUUGUCGGUGAAAAGUUAAAUAUUACUCAUAGCUAUUAAAAAACAGCUUGUUUUGCUGGUUAAUUAAAAAAAAUAUUGCUGGAUCUAAACACCUACGGCUACUAAAAAAAGUAUCAAAUUUUUCACCGACAAAGUAAUAUUUUAUCGUAAUUAUUGUGGCGAUAACACUAUAAAUAUUCCAAUAAAUAUUAUGUCAAAUCUUGAAUAAUAUUUUUUGAAUAAAUCAUAGUCGUAGUGUUAUUUUCACAAUGAUUUAUUGGAAUUUUAAAAGUCCACAAUUACAACGACUUUUGAUAUUAUUUGUAAAUAUAGUUAAAUAAUAAUUAUUGUUAUAUUUUUGUCUCUAGAUUCGUAUGUGUCAUUUUGUAAAAUAUUAUAAAAAAAAAUGUUUAAAUGUCUUAACUGUAAUAGGAUAAUGUAAUAAUUUGUUCAAUGUCGUUUGUAAAAAAACCGUUACACAAUCUAAUUCUAUCCGCCAUUUUGGUUAAUUUUGAAAAUAUGGACUGAUUUUGACUUUUUAACAACUUUUUUUUUUAAUACAUAGUUUUUAGGGCAGAUUAUUUUAAUGAUUCCUAGUUUAUAUUCCUGUAAAACUUACAUUCCAUAAGAUUAUUCUUUUUAAAUUAAUCUGUCAUUUGUAACUAUGGAUUUUCUUUGUUUAAAAACAUUCCAUUUACAAAGUUAAUUAUACCUAUUGUUUUAACAUCAAUUAGUAUAAUAUUCAGUGACUACUGAAUAUUUUGCAAACUCCAGAUCCAUAUUGCUCUUGGAUCUUCAAAACAACGGCCAUUUUUAUUCAAUUUGCAUUUAUGAGUUGCCAUAUCAAAUAAUUAUUACAUUUUUUUACUGCAACACAUUUUGACUUAAGUAAAAUAUAUCCUGUAAGUUAAAUACAAAAUAACUUUUUAAUCAUUAUUAAUAUUUAGGUACAUAAAUUGUAAUUUAUGGAGAAAUUUAAAAAUAAGCGUAUUUGUAUAAAUAUGUUGUAUAUUAUAGCCGAUUGUAAUGACGGGACUAUGAAUAUCUCGAUUAAAAAAUAUUAUACGUAAUUAAAAUUAUUAGAAAAUUUA